Messenger RNA from Vollenhovia emeryi, 875 nucleotides. RefSeq names its product protein D2-like. Bases 168 to 716 code for a protein of 182 amino acids. The transcript is spliced from 3 exons. The record is from RefSeq and is a predicted model, not a curated record. NCBI's taxonomy places the organism in Eukaryota, Metazoa, Arthropoda, Insecta, Hymenoptera, Formicidae.
AGUUCAGAGUCACGCGGAGAGUUGCCGGUCGACUCGGAAUAAUCGGCGGCCGAUAACGAGCUGUUACAUAAAUCGCGCUAACCGGCGAGGACGGCGAGAGGGGUAAGAGUGAUUCCAGCACAUUCCACCGAAUCGUAUCAGUGGUGGGAACACGUCUACUGUCCUCCAUGACUCAAGCACUGCAGACCCACGGAGUUAUUCCGGACGUGGUGGACAAGGUGCCCGCUGGCGUCCUGAACGUCACGUAUCCCAGUAACCUUGCCGUUGAGAUCGGCAAGGUGCUCACUCCGACUCAGGUCAAGGAUCAGCCCACUGUUCAGUGGGACGGAGAAGCAAAUGCCUUUUACACACUGUGCAUGACUGAUCCCGACGCUCCAAGCAGGAAGGAACCUAAAUUCCGCGAAUGGCAUCACUGGCUGGUAGGCAAUAUUCCCGGUUCGGAUGUGAGUAAGGGAGACACUCUGUCCGCGUACGUCGGUUCCGGACCUCCCAAGGGUACAGGCCUUCACCGAUAUGUCUUCCUGGUGUACAAACAACCUGGCCGGCUCACUUUCGACGAGAAGCGCUUGACCAAUCGAAGCGGUGACAACCGCGGCAAGUUCUCCAUCAAGAAUUUUGCCGCCAAGUAUAAUCUCGGCGAUCCGAUUGCCGGUAAUAUGUACCAGGCGGAGUAUGACGAUUACGUGCCGAUUUUGUAUAAGCAGCUCGAUGGUUAAUUUUUUACAAUGCAUACGAUAUAAUAUUUACGACGGUACACAUGUUUAUACGUAAAGAUUGUAUAUCCAAUUAUUUGUUGGAUAAAUGCACACGCACUUUCCAAUGUAUUAACGUUUGUAUAUUGUAGUUGAAAAAGUAAUAAAUACCUUUUUCAGCUC